Messenger RNA from Daldinia childiae, 1209 nucleotides. Its product is annotated as Thymidylate kinase. The coding region runs from base 1 to 1209 and encodes 402 amino acids. Lineage: Eukaryota; Fungi; Ascomycota; Sordariomycetes; Xylariales; Hypoxylaceae. Gene Ontology annotation, molecular function: ATP binding; dTMP kinase activity. The record is from RefSeq and is a predicted model, not a curated record. Gene Ontology annotation, biological process: dTDP biosynthetic process; dTTP biosynthetic process; dUDP biosynthetic process. Gene Ontology annotation, cellular component: cytosol; nucleus; cytoplasm. The transcript is spliced from 3 exons.
AUGGCUUCAAUAAAUGACCUCGCUACAGCCGCGACGAUAGCGUCAUCGGCCGUGGCGUUACAGUCUUCGCCUACGCGGGAGGAUACUCAACCCGCUACACCCCCAGCAGCGCCGCGGUCACCUUCUUCCUCAAGACCUGCAACAGCGGGCGCUCAAGCUACGUCGCCCUUGAUGGAGAAAUUCAAGCCAGCGAAUGCGAAUGAAGAUGGGGACUCGAUAACCGUGGCAAUAGGUGCUCCCCCGGUAUUAGUGCCGCCUCAGAUAUCUCAGAAUCCGUCGCAAGCACAAAUUCCGGCUCCGGCUUCGGCCGCCGCCGACGAAGUUGAGCCUGCGGAAGCUACGGGGGAUGAUAGCGUUGAAGAUAAAGAUGCUGUUAAGAGUUCUGUAAGGGACGACAUGGAUGGCGUCGAGAAGGUAGUAGCGCCGCCGUCGAAACCGGUGCGCGGCACUUUCGUUGUGUUCGAGGGAAUGGACCGUGCGGGAAAGACGACGCAGGCAAAACUACUGCAGCAGAGGUGUAUCGAGAGCGGACGGGAGGUGCGGUUUAUGCGAUUUCCUGAUAGGACAACGCCUAUCGGUAAGAUGAUCGACUCGUAUCUUAAAGGGGAGGCGGAGAUCGAAGAUCACGUUAUUCACCUGCUGUUUAGUGCUAAUCGAUGGGAAGCUGUCAAAAAAAUCAAGGCAGAAUUGGAAGCCGGUCAUACUAUAAUCUGCGACCGCUUCUACCAUAGCGGUAUCGUAUACAGCGCUGCUAAAAAUAUCAAGAGCCUAUCUCUAUCCUGGGCCAAGGCGCCCGAGAUCGGCUUGCCUAGACCAGAUAUGGUCCUUUUCCUAGAUCUGGAGGAAGAAGUCGCGCGCGAACGCGGCGGCUGGGGUGGCGAAGUCUACGAGAAAGGUGAGAUGCAACGGCGCGUCAGAGAUCUGUUCUGGGGCCUUAGUAUGGGAGAUCUCGGCAGCGCUGUUGGAAACAGCGGCAGCAGUAAGGUUCCGAGAAGAGGUGACGCGGAGAGGCUUGGGAAUGGAACAGGUAGAAGUGGAGAUGGUAGUAAUGAGGAGGGCGAGUUCAGGCAGGAGGAAGAGGAUAUUCAGAUCGUGGACGCGGAUCUCGAUGUCGAGAGUCUAUCUGAGAGGGUAUGGGAACUCGUACUGCCGAGACUGGAAGCAGUGGAACGAGGCGAGGUUGGGAGAACUGUACGGAUCGUGCGGUAA